Molecule: messenger RNA, 642 nt
Organism: Prunus armeniaca (apricot)
Lineage: Eukaryota; Viridiplantae; Streptophyta; Magnoliopsida; Rosales; Rosaceae
Source: the annotation of a GenBank genome assembly
AUGGUAUCGGUUGAGAGAACAAAACAAUUUACAAACAUCCCAUCAGAAGCAGCAUGGGAGAUAAAAGACCUGUGUUCCUCCUUCAAAUUGGCCUUCCCGUGUCAAUGUCGAGCUCAAAGACUUGCAGGCAUUAGUCCAAGCAUUCACGGGGGUGAAAAGAUUGGUGUUGUGGGUCGAGCAGGGAGCGGGAAAUCAACUUUGAUCCAAGUGUUCUUUAGGCUGGUGGAACCUUCAGGAGGCAAAAUUAUCAUCGAUGGGAUUGAUAUAACCACAAUAGGGCUUCACAAUAUCAGGUCUUGCUUCGGGAUCAUUCCUCAAGAACCUGUCCUUUUUGAAGGAACUGUGGGAAGCAACAUUGAUCCAGUAGGAAUGUAUUCAGAUGAAGAAAUUUGGAAGAGCCUUGAACGCUGCCAACUUAAAGAUGAGGUAGCUGCAAAACCUGAUAAACUCAAUUCUUUAGUGGCUGAUGAUGGCGACAACUGGAGCAUGGGGCAAACACAGCUUCUCUGUUUGGGGCGAGUUAUGUUGAAGCACAACCGGCUCUUGUUCAUGGACGAGGUCACGGCUUCAAUUGAUUCACAGACAGAUGCUGUAACACAAAGGAUCAUCCGAGAGGAUUUUGUUUGGGGCGAGUUAUGUUGA